Molecule: messenger RNA, 1463 nt
Organism: Cuscuta europaea
Lineage: Eukaryota; Viridiplantae; Streptophyta; Magnoliopsida; Solanales; Convolvulaceae
Source: the annotation of a GenBank genome assembly
AUUUUGUACUAAUAGCUAUUUACUCUUUGCCCAUCUUCUCCUUUCUUUCUUCCUCUCCUUAUAUAUGUCAUAGAUACGCACAUUCCAAGUACCUGAUCCCACUAAAAUGCGCCCGGAACCGCUUCUAUUCCUCCUCAUCGGAAUAUUCUAUUUUGCCGGCACCCCGGCGCCGGUAAGCGGGUGGCGCCCAUGGCCCAACCAGAACCACAGCACCGCCGCCGCCGAUUACAUCUUCGGUGGGUCCAAAAAGUACGAAGGGUCGUCGGAUCUAAUCCACUUGAGGUACCAUAUGGGGCCCGUCCUCACAGCCAACAUCACCGUCUACCCUAUCUGGUACGGCCGGUGGGCGAACCGGCAAAAGCGGAUUAUCCGGGAGUUCAUCGCUUCGAUCUCCGCCGUUGAUUCCAAACACCCGUCCGUCGCCGGCUGGUGGAAGACGGUUCAGCUGUACACCGACCAGACCGGCGCGAACAUUUCCCGGAAUGUGCACAUCGGGGCGGAGAAAAACGACCGGUUUUACUCGCUCGGGAAGUCGUUGACCCGGUUGACCGUUCAGAAUGUGAUUAAGGCCGCCGUGACGGCGACGACCCGGCCCUUGCCGGUUAACCCGAAAAGUGGGGUCUACUUGUUGCUGACAUCCGAUGACGUGUACGUUCAGGAUUUCUGCAACAAUGUCUGUGGGUUCCACUACUUCACCUUUCCCUCCAUCGUCGGGUACACUCUUCCGUAUGCAUGGGUGGGUAACUCUGCAAAGCUGUGCCCGGGAACGUGCGCGUACCCAUUUGCGGUGCCCAACUACAUCCCGGGCAUGAAGGCAGUUAAGUCCCCGAACGGUGACGCUGGAGUUGACGGUAUGAUAAGCGUGAUCGGGCAUGAGAUCGCUGAGCUGUCGACGAACCCGUUGGUCAAUGCGUGGUAUGCGGGUCAGGACCCGAUAUUCCCGGUCGAAAUUGCGGAUCUUUGUGAAGGCAUCUACGGUACCGGCGGCGGUGGGUCAUACACGGGUCAAAUGCUGAACGCCGUAGAUGGCGCGACGUAUAACAUGAACGGGAUCCGGCGGAAGUUCCUUGUGCAGUGGCUCUGGAACCAUUAUAAACACUACUGUUCUGGCCCUAAUGCUCUUGAUCAGUAAACCAUUGCCGUUUACUGGUCUGUUCAUUUUUUUUCCACGGGCUAUUUUUGGCAUUCCUCUCCGGAUGUACUCUUCCCACUGUCGUGCACCUUUGUUAAUGAAAUCUAGUGAAAUUAACGUCAUUUAGUACAACCUCGUUUAAAAUUGAGUACCAUAUUUAAUGUUAGUGUUUUACGUUUGAAAUUUGUAUACAAUAGUCAAGCUUUGUUCCCGUCCAUGAAUUAUGAUCAUGAAGCUCUGAAGAAGUAGGUGGCCGCCUUCAUGAAUCUUUAUUGCUACUUUAAAUUCUUUCUAGGAAGCAAAGUUCAACAGAUCAUAAUUUGAAAUCGAU